AAAGAACAGUAUUAUUGUAUCGAAUUGGACUAAGCCUUCCUAUUUGUGCACUAGCUGUCAAAUGGGGAAGAGUUAAGAUGGUUGCAAAUCAGUUUCAUAAAAGCAUCAAAAUAUUCCAAUGUGAUGGUGGAGGAGAAUUCUCUAGUAGUGCUUUCAUUAAACACUUAGAAGACUAUGGCAUCAAGCAACAAGUAUCUUGUCCUGGUACUCCAGAACAGAAUGGUGUUGCAGAAAGAAAGCAUAGACACAUCGUCGAGACAGAGGAUUCCAGGUCUUCUCAAUCAUUCGAAGGAUCUAAUUCAAAAGACUCAUCAUCCGCCCAAGAAGAAUCUGGAUCUCCUCAACUGUCGGAAGUCUCUGACUCAGCUCCCUUAGAAGCAACAGAUGGACAUCAGCACCUUGAGGAACCUAUUGUUUCUAGCCCAAGCUUAGCACGUAGUGGAACAUCUCCACCACCUCAUAAUGCUUCCUCGGUUUCCCAUCAUCCUAUGCUGACUAGAACCCGAACUGGAACUCAUACAGGACAUGUGAAGACCAAUUUUUCUAGACAUGCUCAUACUAUGACCACUAAUAAGUUUUCUUUGCACAUUGCAGGGCCUGACAUUCAUGAACCGAAAUCUGUCAAAACAGCACUAAAAAGCUCACAUUGGGUCAAGGCUAUGCAAGAAGAACUAGUUGCCCUGCAAAAGAAUGCAACAUGGACACUGGUUCCACUACCUUCACCAUCUAUCAAUGUUGUAGGCUCCAGAUGGGUAUUCAAAACUAAGCUUCAUUCUGAUGGCAGUUUGGACAGAUUCAAGGCACGCUUAGUCGCUAAGGGAUUCUCUCAGAUACCAGGAGUAGACUUUGAUGAGACUUUUAGCCCUGUCCUUAAACCGACAACACUACGCUUAGUUAUAGCACUAGCCACCACUCUUAAGUGGCCUCUUCGACAACUAGAUGUGAAGAAUGCCUUCCUUCAUGGACAACUUAAAGAAACAGUAUAUAUGACUCAACCACCAGGCUUUGAAGAUCCAAGUUAUCCUAACUAUGUCUGCAAGCUCAAUAAAUCCAUCUAUGGGCUCAAACAGGCUCCGAGAGCAUGGUUUGAUACUUUCACCUUACAUCUUUUGAAAAUGGGUUUUAAGUGCAGCCAAGCAGACUCCUCUCUUUUUGUACUUCAUACCAACCACGGCACUGCUUUACUUCUCCUUUAUGUUGAUGACAUUGGCCAUAAUUGGAUAAUUUCCAAAGUCCUUUUACAAGGACUAAGUCAGCAGCUCAAAGUACCACUGUCGAGCAAACUGGAUAGGUACCAUACAAGAGCAAGGCUUUUGGUCUUGGCAUUUGCACGUCUAAGCAAAGGGUAUGCACAAGACUCAGGUGCUCUUGUUCCAGCCAUCAUAACCUUCGACUUCAUCAAUCACAAAACUACGGGGAGGCUUUGCAAUGGGAACUUAGCCACUGAUAUUACUGCUGAAAAUCUGGGAUUCAACACUUAUGCCCCAGCAUAUCUAAGCCUGGAAGCAUCAGGGGAAAAUCUUCUAAUUGGGGCCAAUUUUGCUUCAGCUGCAUCUGGUUAUGAUGACAAAGCUGCCAUCAUAAAUGAUUUUAAAAAACCUAAUUGAAAUAGAAGUAAGAUUUGAAACAGAAAUAAGAAAUUGAAUUUUGGAUGCUGAUCGCGUGGUGCUGACACUUCGGAUUACGUGUUGACACAAAAUAGGAAACAGAAUCUGAUUCUGGACGUUUAACGCAUGGUGUCGACACCCCGGCUACGUGUC
This is a messenger RNA of Rubroshorea leprosula, 1760 nucleotides long. The record is from the annotation of a GenBank genome assembly. NCBI's taxonomy places the organism in Eukaryota, Viridiplantae, Streptophyta, Magnoliopsida, Malvales, Dipterocarpaceae.